UGUGAAUACUAGAAUACUAGUAUACAAAUUUUAACUAUUAUCGAUAUAAUGUUUUGAGUUUGGAAGGAAAUGUUUAUGCGAUAAUUAGGAUAUUUAUACACAUAAACAUACAAGGAAAUGUUUAUUCGGAUAUUUGGUAUAUUUGUUUUAGUUUUAUGUGGUGGAAAUUUAUCAGCUGUGUUAAAUAGGAAACACGUUUCAAAUGAAACUUCAAAAUGUUUUAAUAGGAAUAAGUUUAUGAAGUUACAAAAAGCACAGAUUCCUCGGGUAGAAACUGCGGUUAACAUUGCUCAAGAUGUGAAUAUUACUGCUAGUUUCCAUGUUGAACUUAAAGAGGACAAUGUCAUCACUGGAAGCAUUAAAUGGAUCUUUAAUAAAGAUGAAGAUAUGACAAAUCUGAUCGUUAGGCUUUCGUUUGUUAAUAAUCAGGUGGAAACAACAGACUAUUUUCUUAUACAUGUAGACAGUAGAAGUAUUGAACAUAAUGGCAGCAGAUAUGCUAACAUGAACUGUAUAAAGGUACCACCAACCACAAACACUACCAUUAUAGCCGAGUUACAUCGAAUCAAUUUGACAUCUUGUGGCUGUGACAUUACAGAUCUGAACAUCACUUACUGCCUUCAUCUAUGUCACAUGUACCAUGUAUCUACGCACACUUUUCUGUCAUCAAGAGAUGCCUGUUAUUGCUACCGAGAACGUAAUCAAGAUGAACUUCGUAUGAAUCUGAAAGCUGAAAUGAUUUCAACAAAUUUUACCAGAUUCAGAGGCUAUUUCUCAAAUGUCAACCCUUAUCUCAUUGCACGUGUAUCAAUAUUUCCUGAAGACAUUGACCACAGUCCGCAUGUUCCGAUCCUUACACUACCAGUAAAAGUGAAUGCAGAGAGAGAAAUCUACUUCUCAGGAGUUUCCCAGAGUCUAGGUUUCUCUGAAUUUUAUGCGAUGUUGACAGUAUCUUGCUCUGAAGGAGAAAUCCCCGAUCACUUCUCAAGUCAUACAGCAAGAGCAAGACCGUACGAGGAAGAACACAACAGUCAGCAUAGUGAAAAGUUCGAUAGUGGUUUAGGUGGUAACAUAGAGAAGAAUACUGAUGACUCUGUCAAGAUCGAUGUUGUUGUGUAUGGUAUGGUUACUGGACUGAUCGGCGUCUGCUGCAUUGUCACAGUGAUUGUUUGGCUGAAAUGUUUCCGUGGCAAAAAAAGAAGAACUGAAAACAUUAGAAGAAGCUGUGAUGCAGGUAGAGACCUUCAGGUUGAGCCAUAUACUCCAAGCAAGUGGUAUUCAGAAAGACAAAUAACCAGGAGUAUUGUCGGAACAUUGGGAAUAUCAAAAAGGGAGAAAGACGUGAUGAUACUUUAUCAUCCAGACACGAAAAUACAUAAAACAGAUGUGGAUAACUUAACUCUGUGUUUGCAGAAAUAUGAUAUACAAGUUCAUGAUAAGCCGGAAACAGCCUUCCAGAACUGGAGGGACUUUGCUGAAAAAGCUGGAGAAGACUACAAGGAUGUUAUUAUUGUUUUAUCUUGGGGAUUAAUAGAAUUGUGUGAAAUAUACAAGAAAAAGGGCUACAAUGUUGAUAAUAAAACUAUAUAUGAUAAAGAAAGUGUUUCUAUAUCUGACAAAGACUUGAUUGAUAAACGGUGGAAUGAAUUGUUAGAACAAAGACAUGGAGAAUAUAUUCCAUGUGUUGCUUUGGACAAAGUUAGGUCCGUGAUUCAAGAUAGACAAUCAGACAUUGGGAUGCACUUUGUAACUUUCUGUGAUAGUCAAACUGACUCUUCAGAUGUCUGUGAUGGAGAGAAAAAUGACAUUGUUGAUCAUCAUGAAAGUGAUGCUUUAUUAAAUUGUCUCAAUAUUCAUAGUGAUAUUUCGAAGCAUCAUGACAAUGACGAACCAACCACAUGCAAUAAAUCACCGAAUUACAAUGAUCAUUGGGACUUUAUAAAACACUGCACAUUUUUGCAAACAAAAUCUAUCAAAUUUCACACCAUUUCCAGAAAAGUUCUUAAAUAUCUAUUGCUUUCCGAGACGGAAACUAACGUUACGGUAAAUACAAUGCAUUCACUGUCCUUAUUAUAUAUUCUGAAAAAUCUACGAUAAUGUUGAUUCUGUUGAUACAAACUGUAUAAAAAUAUGAUACCAUUUUGUGUAUCCGUAUAGUUUAUUAAGAAUUUUAUGUAUGCAUUAUGUAGCAUAUUUUUUGUUGGGUUUAAAGUCACACCGACAACAAUUAUAGGUUAUAUGGCGACUUUCCAGCUUUCAAUGUUUGGAGAAGAACCUUGGUGCUGCUCCACCAGACAUUAUUUCAGGAACAGGCGGGCACCUUGGUAGAACCAUCGACCUUCCUCGCACGGAAGACUGUUAUACCCAAAGUGAAGUUUAUUAAACAUGUAGUCAAUAUAAUUAGUUUGCACAUUUUAUUUCAUAUACAUGUACGGUAUAUAUAUUUUAAUCUUCCAUUAUUGAAGAUACUACUAUAUAUUCAUUAGUUAUGAAAAGUGUGAUUUUACAAAUUAUCUCCAAAAUGACGUCCCUUUUAACAAAAAUUGACGUCCAUUCACGUAAUCUGAAUUACCAAGAUAUCCUUUUAUGGAGGUAUUCGACAGACAGAGUCUACAAACGUAUAUCUGCAGCAAAAGUCUAUUAAUCUCAUAAACUGUUACUAUCAGAAAAAAAUGGUGAAAUGCGAAGCUUUGUACCAGGAACAUACAUGUACGUCUGUGGAGGGAGAGUGAUGGUCAAAAUAAGCGAAAGAUACGUCAUUUUGAGCCUAUGUUGUGAAACCAUACCUUUUAUAAAUAGACACAUAAAAUGAUAUCACAUAUUAUGGGACAACCUGUAAGAUAAAAUUAGCUAUAGAUAAAUUGUAACUGUAGUAUCAGAUAUUUGCACGUGAUCAAAGUUCAUGGAAUUUACGACUAAUCUAAUACUAGUACACAAGGUUUAAUCUAUGCGUAAUCAGUAACUUUUCAACAUUAUUUAGUCUAUUAUUUUCGAGGACUUUUAGACAAGAAAUAAUCAAAAACACGACUUUGACGAACAUUAAUCCCAUGUUAAAUCUCUGAUUUUACAGAACCAUGGUUAUUAUUGUGCAAUAAUUUUACAGUGUAAAAGUAUGUCAUAUUUUUUAGGUAUGAUAUACGUUUGUUGCUUCCGUUUCCUACGUAUAUAACUUAAAACUAAGUGCUGCCAAGUUUUGAUAAUGAAAGUGUUCUACAAAGAUAAGAGAUAUAAGCCAUUUACCAGUAAGUUAAUAAUGGGGUUGGUAUAAUGGAUCGUAAUUCUUACGAAGAAAACAGGCUCUUCAAAAGUAAUGAUAUAAUAACGAUAUAGCAAUGAUAAUGAUGAUACUAAUAAUGAUGAUAAAAAAAAUAAGUGCUAUCUAUAAAAUAGAAGGAUAGUUAUCAGAAUUACUACAAGUAGUCUACUGGUCAAAUAUUCAAACUAAAUCAGAAAAAGCUGCACAAAAAUGACCUGAAAAUGUUUUAUGUUAUUAAAUUCAUUUGCAUAAAUCACUUGUGCAGCUCAUUUUAACACUUUAAGAUUGUUACAGGAAUUGAUAAAAGCUUUCCCGUUACAAGCCUAUGAAGUUAAUUUAACCUUAAAAAAGUAAACCAGUAUUUUGAACCAGUGUUGUUGUAUUUUCUGGCCAUUUCAAAGGAUCCAUGCAAAGUUCUAUUCUUUUAAAGAAUUGCUGUCGUGUGAGCUACAACUUUCGUAAAUACAGAUUUUCCUACUCUUAGACCGAUAUUUUAGAAAAAGUGAAGGUGAGCUACGUUUGAAAAAGGUUUAACUAGUUAAAAACCAAACACAUGAAA
Molecule: messenger RNA, 3815 nt
Organism: Mercenaria mercenaria
Lineage: Eukaryota; Metazoa; Mollusca; Bivalvia; Venerida; Veneridae
Exons: 9
Coding region: 118-2097 (659 amino acids)
Source: RefSeq, a predicted model, not a curated record